Oryctolagus cuniculus (rabbit) is the source of this 1598-nucleotide messenger RNA. NCBI's taxonomy places the organism in Eukaryota, Metazoa, Chordata, Mammalia, Lagomorpha, Leporidae. The record is from RefSeq and is a predicted model, not a curated record.
UCUUUACAACUCGGUGUAGCAAAGUAUUCGCGUUUUAAGUGGAAGAACUAAAGACUCAGAGAGUAGAAGUAACUUCUGCUAGAUUACACAGCAGAACUAAAUUCUACGUAGUCUUAUUAUAUUUUUAUGAAAGGGAUAUAAUUAUAUCUUAAAAUAUUUUAAAGGUUAAACAACGUGAUGCAUGUAAAACUUGUAAAUGACACUAAAAUUCUUCCAUGCCCUUCUUAACCCUGUAAGUCUGUCCAUCCACUCCAGCAAGGAGCAGUUCUGAUUUCUGGCGGGAUGCCCAGCACCUUGACACGAAAGAAAAACCGACUAUCCUAAGCAAAAAGCCUGAAGCCAAAACAGAUCCUUUCAAGCAACAGGUCCAGGGGCUCUAUCUCCUUCGGCUUCUGACUUCUGGAUUUUGACUGUCCGCUGAUUGCGUCUCCAGCUGCAACUUCCGGGACCACUUCUCCGCCAUCUUUUGCUUCUGGGAGCAGAGAACGCACGUUUGUGGUCAUCUUGUUGCAGACCAACGAUGACUUCCCUGAUUCGUCAGAAUUAUUCCACGGAGGUGGAGGCUGCCGUCAACCGCCUUGUCAGUUUGCACCUGCGGGCCUCCCAUACCUACCUCUCUCUGGGCUCCUACUUCCACCGCGACGGUGUGGCUCUGGAGAGCUUGGGCCACUUCUUCCGCAUGUUGGCUGAGGGGAAACGCCAGGGCGCCAAGCGUCUCCUCAAGAUGCAAAAUCAGCGCGGCGGUCACGCCCUCUUCCCAGAAGUGGAGAAACCAUCGCAUGAUGACUGGGGUGAUCCCUUAAACGCCAUGGAAGCUGCCCUGGCCCUAGAGAAGAACCUGCACGAGGCCCUGUUGGAUCUGCAAGCCUUGGGUUCUGCCCACACAGACCAUCAUCUCCGUUACUUCCUGGAGAACCACUUCCUGGAUGAGGAGGUGAAACUCCUGGAGAAGAUGGGCAAUCACCUGACAGACCUCCGCAGGUUGGUAGGCCCCCAGGCAGGGCUGGACGAGUAUCUCUUUGAAAGGCUCACAAAGUGGGAUUAGGAGCCUCCAGAGCCCAGCGGUCUCUGGGGGCUCUCUGGAUCUUGCUAAUCAGAGCCUCUCUCCAGCCACUAGGCAGCUUGUCGACAACCUUGGAGUCCUCUCCCAAGCCAUGGACCAAAUGGAAAUAAAGCUUUUGACUGAAAAGAAAAAGAAAAUAAGAGUGGAAAUAAAACUAAGUGACUAAUACGGGUUAUCUAAUGGUAAACUGAAGAUGGUAUCUUGACACUAAAUCUCUCAUGCUCCCUACUAAUAGGCAACUAAAGUAUAUACAUUGAACUCCAAUGGAACAAUGCUUUAAAGUGAAAGAAAAUUAAACUCUUAGAAAUAUAAUGCCACGGUAUGUAUCACUUAAGGAGGAAUGGGUGAGAAUCAGUUUGUUGUACUAAAGAGACUUUCAUGUUCCUAAAUAACAGCUAUUUCUUCUUUGUGUACAAAAGUGGACUUUUGGAUUAAAAAGAGGGGAAAAUAAGAGUAUAAUUAUGUGUUUUCUUAUUUUUUGCAAAGGAAUAAUACAACUAUUGGAUGUGGUUAUAGUGGGACUAGGUGGAAUGGC